Pelagomonas calceolata is the source of this 861-nucleotide messenger RNA. NCBI's taxonomy places the organism in Eukaryota, Pelagophyceae, Pelagomonadales, Pelagomonadaceae. The record is from the annotation of a GenBank genome assembly.
UACACAAAUACAUUAGUACUUCAGCGGGUGCCACGCGUCGACGAUAAUAUAGCAAGCCAGCGCGACGAGCACGAGCGGGAUCGGGACCUUCGCGACGCACGCCGACGCCCUUUCAGAAAAUUCGAGCAGGCUCCCGACGCAGAAGGCCAGCGCCACGGCCCCGAGCGUCGUCCCGAUGACGAGGUCGACGCCGGGAAUCUUCCCCGACACCGCCACCGAGAAGUAGACGACCAAAUCGUCCAUCGUCCCCAGGAACGCCACGACCAGAAUGUCGCGCUCGCUCCGGCGCUCCUCCGCCGUUUUCAGGAGGGGCUCCUCCUCGUCUGCCACGCAGUCGCAGCACGCGCUGAUUUUCGUGAGCGCGUCGGCUACGGCCGAUUCCUCCUCCUCCUCGUCGUCCUCGUCGUCCGGAGGGCAGCAGGGGAACCAGCCGUCCUCGCGCGCUGUGUACAGAGCGUACAGCACCAACAGCACGCCCGCAGCCGUGCCGAUGCCCUCGUCGGCCCGCCGCUCGGCCGGCGCGGCGAUUCUUCGUAUACCCAGCGCGAGGCCGGCCGCGAUGCACGUGAUCAAGACCACUGUUGUUACGUACUUUGCAGCCACUUUGGCCUUCGCCGCCGCGCCUCUUGCCUUGGCCAGGAAGGGCGAGAGCCAGACGCAAUCGUCGGCCCCACAAAUAAGCUUGAGGACGACGGCGGCGCCGACGUAGACGGCGUGGCGGGCCGCGAAGUCCUUGCCCAUGGUUUUUUUUACGGAGGGGCAGCCAUGCUGUGCGCUUGCCGUCGUUUGGCAGCUUGGCAGCUUGGGAAUCAGAUUUCGACGCUAGUAUGUCGACGGACGCUAGGUCCAAACAAUAGUUGA